Messenger RNA from Phytophthora sojae, 405 nucleotides. RefSeq lists its product as hypothetical. The record is from RefSeq and is a predicted model, not a curated record. Bases 1 to 405 code for a protein of 134 amino acids. NCBI's taxonomy places the organism in Eukaryota, Oomycota, Peronosporomycetes, Peronosporales, Peronosporaceae. The transcript has 2 exons.
AUGUUCAAGGUCCGCAUGGCCGAGUAUCGCCAGCGUCGCCGGGCGAUCCAGCAGCGUUACAAGCAGAGGAUGGUCGAGAAGACCGUCGUUCUGGAGGAAGACGUAGUGCGACUACGCAAGGAGAUCCAGCAGCUCGAGCGGAAGCAGUCCAACGUCGACAAGGGUGUGGUCAUGAAGACGGAAGAGCCGGCGAUCCCGGACAACGCGAAUGUCCACAGGCGGUUCCUUCAGGCUGCAAUGGAGCCGGACGUCAUCUUCAACGGAGGAUGCGGCGUCGAGGCGGCGCUGGAGAACUGGCGACUUGUUUCGCUGCAUCACGAAGUGAUGGACAUCCAACUUGUGCGUGUGGAGGAGGGCCUGAGGGCUCGAUCGUCGCCACCAUCAGCGGACGCACGACCACUGUAA